Molecule: messenger RNA, 1320 nt
Organism: Manis pentadactyla (Chinese pangolin)
Lineage: Eukaryota; Metazoa; Chordata; Mammalia; Pholidota; Manidae
Gene: EMD
Product: emerin
Exons: 6
Coding region: 134-916 (260 amino acids)
Cellular component (GO): nuclear envelope
Source: RefSeq, a predicted model, not a curated record
GCGAGUGGGACGCACUCUGACGUGAGCGCUGCCGCUCCCGAGGCCGUCGCGCUGCCGCCGCUGCCUUCCGAGGCAGCAGCAGCUCGGCCCCUGUCCCUAGGCCCGGGCCGCCUCCAAGCCUCCAUCGCCCGCCAUGGACGACUACGCGGUCCUGUCGGACGCCGAGCUGACCGCUGUGCUGCGCCAAUACAACAUCCCACAUGGGCCUGUCGUGGGUUCCACUCGCAAGCUCUACGAAAAGAAAAUCUUCGAAUAUGAGACCCAGAGGCGGAGGCUCUCGCCCCUGAACUCGUCUGCAUCCUCUUUCUCCUAUCGGUUCUCCGACUUAGAUUCAGCAUCCGUGGACUCCGAUAUGUACGAUCUGCCGAAGAAAGAGGAUGCCUUACUUUACCAGAGCAAGGGCUAUAGUGAUGACUACUAUGAGGAGAGUUACUUGACCACCAGGACUUACGGGGAGCCUGAGCCUGUGGGCACAUCCAAGGGCUUCCGCCAGCCCUCAGCUUCACUCUCAGAUGCUGACACCUUUCACCACCAGGUACGCGAUGACAGUCUUUUCUCUUCUGAGGAGGAGAGCAAAGAUAGGGAACACCCCAUGUAUGGCCGGGACAGCACCUACCAGAGCAUCGCACACCACCGCCCAGUCUCCAACAUCUCCAGGAGCUCCCUGGGUCUAUCCUAUUAUCCUACGACCUCCUCCACCUCCCCUGUAUCCUCAUCUUCAUCUCCUCCGCCUUCGUGGCUCACCCGCCGUGCCAUCAGGCCAGAAAAGCAGGUCCCUGGGGCUGGUCUGGGCCAGGACCGCCAGGUCCCACUCUGGGGCCAGCUGCUCCUGUUCCUGGUGUUUGCUGCCUUCCUGCUCUUUGUUUAUUACUCCAUGCAGGCUGAGGAUGGCAACCCCUUCUGGACAGAGUCCUGAGGGUCUGGCUUCAUGGCUGCAGGGCCAGCUGCUCUUGGAAGUCCUGGCUGACUGCCUUAGCAGUGUUUGCUGGGGGAGGGGGUGGGGGCUUUUCUGUGUGUUCUAGCUUGGGUGCACUGGGCCUGACCUAGUGCAAUGCUUGCUCCCCCUGCCUUGUCCUGCCAGAGAGGCAGAAGGUCCAGGCCCUCUGUGUUGCCAUGGUGGGCCAGAGCAGGCCUUCCUCUGGAGCCUCCUGGCCCUGCUUGCUCUGACCCUUAGGGCCCAGGAGGUCAAGACCUUUCUCCUGGAAGAGAACUUGUUGGUUGUCAUUGCAUGCCUCCUGUUCAUUGUCACCUUGUUGGGGGGUAACCCAAGGCCACCCUGACUGUUUUCGUGGAUACACAAUAAAGACCAUUUAUUUUUAA